AUGACUUUUAAAGACACUGGGAAGACACCCAAGGAACCAGAGAUGGUGAUUCACAGAAUUAGAAUUACUUUAACCAGCUAUAACAGAAAAUCUUUGGAGGAGGUAUGUGCUGACUUGAGUAGAGGUGCAAAGGAAAAGAAUCUCAAAGUGAGAGGACCAGUUUGGAUGCCUACCAAGAAUCUGAGAAUUGCUACCAAAAAAGCUCUUUGUGGUGAAGGUUCUAAGAUUUGGGAUUGUUUUCAGAUGAGGAUCUACAGGCGACUCAUUGACUUGCACAUUCCUUCUGAGAUUGUUAAGAAGAUUACAUCCAUCCUUAUUGAGCCAGGAGAUGAGAUUGAAGUCACCAUUGCAGAUGCUUAAAUCAUCCUUUUUAAUAAAUUGAUUAUCAGUUGUUAAAAAA
Lutra lutra (Eurasian river otter) is the source of this 400-nucleotide messenger RNA. Its product is annotated as 40S ribosomal protein S20-like. Gene Ontology annotation, molecular function: RNA binding; structural constituent of ribosome. Lineage: Eukaryota; Metazoa; Chordata; Mammalia; Carnivora; Mustelidae. The coding region runs from base 1 to 360 and encodes 119 amino acids. Gene Ontology annotation, cellular component: ribosome; cytosolic small ribosomal subunit. The transcript has a single exon. The record is from RefSeq and is a predicted model, not a curated record. Gene Ontology annotation, biological process: translation.